AUGACUGUCGCCGACCCUGCUCCCUCCAUCACCGCACCGGCCAAGGUCCCCAUUGGCGCCGUCCUCGCCGCCGUGCCCUCGAAUGCGGAUGCCUUUGCUGGCCAUCUGCUGCGGUGCCUGCAGACCCGCGCCGGCGCCGAUGCCGUCCUGCAGUUCCUCUGCUACUCGUCCAAGCUGACGGGCGCCGUGCUCGAGACGCUGAGCCGCAACGCGCUGCGCCAGUCCGCUCAGAAGCUGGUGGCCAUGGCCUUCCAGCUGCCACCCGCGACGACGGUGGUUCUUUCGUCGGCUCCGGCGCCUCCCGGAGCGGCCUUUGCGCUCAGCCUGGCGAACAAGCUCAAGGCCUUUGCUGCCGUGCUCAGCGAGGCGCGAACGAUCAAUCGGCUCUGGGGCCUGCUGGGCCUCUACUUUGCGCUCAAGAGGGUCAUCUCCAGGCCACGCCCCAAGAAGCAAGAUUCCGACAAUGAGUCUUCGGAUGCCGUCGUGGAGGCGCGAUUCGAUCGAGUCUUUUCUGUUGCCCAGAUCGUCAUCCUCAUUCUAUACCAGAUCUUCGAGAACCUCGCGUUCCUGGGCAGCAAAAAGGCAAUUGACCUGAAGCCGGCCACCAUGGGCAGGUUUGGUCUCCUCAGCGUGCGAUGCUGGGGCACCUAUACCUUUAUGGAACUCGGCAGACUGCUGCUGGAGCGGACGCGAAAGAGCGCAAAGGCCAAGGACGCCGCUUGGCUGAGUACUUGGAACAAGAGCUUCUUCCGCAACCUGGCAUGGGCCCCGUUGACUGUCCACUGGGGCAUGGCUGGUGGAGGGCCUCUGCCCGAGACGCUGGUGGCGCUGCUGGCCAUGUACCCAUCCACGGGCCAGAUGAUUGAUCUCUGGCGAGAGACGGCGAUUGCAUGA
Messenger RNA from Trichoderma reesei QM6a, 894 nucleotides. RefSeq lists its product as uncharacterized. Lineage: Eukaryota; Fungi; Ascomycota; Sordariomycetes; Hypocreales; Hypocreaceae. The coding region runs from base 1 to 894 and encodes 297 amino acids. The record is from RefSeq and is a predicted model, not a curated record. The transcript has a single exon.